GAGACAUUUAUGAAUCUUUGGAUGAUCCACAUAGAGAAAAAUAAUUUUCAGAGUAAUGGGGAAAAAAAUAAAGAAAAUUAAUUGUUUUAGCCUAUUUUGCGUAUAAAUAUGUAAUUAAACACUUUUUCACCAUGUUGGAGUUAUGUAACCACAGACUCCGGACACUAGGGGCGCCAUAACAUCACUAGAGGCGCCGAAAUAUAAACUGAAAGGAACGAAACGAGGUCUAAAUACUCCAAAGGUUUUCGGAAUACUGGACAUUUUAUGAACAUUUAAGGAAGUUGUUUACCGAGCUGUUAAAGGAUGGGCUGCUGAGGCCAGAUCUGCUAUAAACUCAGCAACCUGCAUCACCAUGUCAGCUGACGGGGAGUUCGCCAAUGAAAACAAGCUGGUGAGACCGAAGGUGGAGUUCGGCUCUCUGCUGCAACACGCCGGAGCCACCAAAGACGUUUUCACCAUAAAGGAGGUCAUGUUCUACCUGGGUCAGUACAUCAUCCAGAGGCAGCUGUACGACCAGAACCAGCAGCACAUCGUCCACUGCGCUCAGGACGCUCUGGGCCGGGUUCUGGGCGUCGACAGCUUCUCCGUGAAGGAACCACGGGUUCUGUUUGCAAUGAUUACCAAGAACCUGGAGGCCGUGAGGGACCAAGAUUCAACGACGGAUUUGAGUGAAGCUCACAGCAGCCAGACGGACAGCAGGACGGACAGCAGGACGGACGGCAGGACGGACAGCAGGACGGACAGCAGGACGGACAGCAGGACGGACAGCAGGACGGACGGCAGGACGGAGGGAGCUGAGAGUUCACCUUCAUCCACAGACCAGAGGAGGAGGAGGAGGAGGAGGAGCAACUCAGGUCUGUCCCACAGCACAGAGGGAGAGGAAGAGGAGCAGCGGUCGGAGGACGAAGACUCUGACGACAGCAGGAAGCGGCGGCGCUCGGACAGCUUCUCGCUGACGUUUGACGACAGCCUGUCCUGGUGCGUGAUUGGAGGGCUGGGAAGUGGGCGGGACAGCCGCGGCAGCCAGUCGUCAGACUCCCACAGCGUCCGGUCCGGGAGGUCGGAGGUCACGAUCGCGGCGUCCGACUCGGACAGCGACAACUUCAGCGUGGAGUUCGAGGUGGAGUCGGUCGACUCGGACGACUACAACGAGGACGACGCGUCGCUGUCCGCCGACGACCAGGUUUAUGAAGUCACCAUCUUCGAGGCGGACGACGACGACUCGUUCGACGACGACACGGAGAUCACAGAAGCUUUCCUGGGGUUUCACUCUCAGGAUUACUGGCGCUGCUCCAAGUGUGACGAGCUGAACCCGCCGCUGCCCAGAAACUGCUUCCGCUGCUGGACGCUGCGUCACGAUUGGCUGCCGGAGGCGUCCGCCGACCCUAAAGCCCUCCCCACCAAGCCCACCGACCAAUCAGCUGCCAAAGAAACUCCAGGUUCGGAUGUGGAGGUCGACGACGGCGUCGACGUUCCUGAUGGGAAAAGAGCGAAAACGCCUGUGAACUCCCAGAGUUGGUCCGACUGCUCCGCCCCAAACUCCCAGAAUGCCCUCUGCUCCUCCCAGGCUUCCUCCUCCUCUUUCUCCCAGGAGAAGCUCUGGACGCCCGAGUCCCAGCCGUCGUCAUCGAGCGACUCCCAGGACCCGGUGCCGGACCUGGAGCGCAGCGUGUCGGCCGACUUCCGGCUGCCGGACUCGUGUCUGGACCCGUGUCUCAUCUGCCAGUCCCGACCCAAAAACGGCUGCAUCGUCCACGGGCAGACCGGACACCUCAUGUCUUGCUACGUCUGCGCCAGGAAGCUGAAGAGGAGGAACAAGCUGUGCCCCGUCUGCAGGAUGCCCAUCCAGUCCGUCGUCCUCACCUACCUGAGCUGAGAACGACCUCCAGCUGACCUUCAUCUGUCUACCUCCACAGGAUUAAUAAUAAACAAUAAAUGUGCAAACAUCCA
Gambusia affinis (western mosquitofish) is the source of this 1950-nucleotide messenger RNA. It is a transcript of the gene mdm2, whose product is annotated as MDM2 proto-oncogene. The transcript is spliced from 12 exons. The record is from RefSeq and is a predicted model, not a curated record. NCBI's taxonomy places the organism in Eukaryota, Metazoa, Chordata, Actinopteri, Cyprinodontiformes, Poeciliidae. Gene Ontology annotation, molecular function: identical protein binding; ubiquitin protein ligase activity. Gene Ontology annotation, biological process: negative regulation of apoptotic process; regulation of cell cycle. Gene Ontology annotation, cellular component: nucleus. Bases 353 to 1876 code for a protein of 507 amino acids.